Messenger RNA from Penicillium lagena, 996 nucleotides. RefSeq names its product thiamine thiazole synthase (gene thiA). Gene Ontology annotation, biological process: thiamine biosynthetic process. The transcript has 2 exons. The record is from RefSeq and is a predicted model, not a curated record. NCBI's taxonomy places the organism in Eukaryota, Fungi, Ascomycota, Eurotiomycetes, Eurotiales, Aspergillaceae. The coding region runs from base 1 to 996 and encodes 331 amino acids.
AUGUCUCCCCCUGCUGCACUCUUCGAGCCUACCACCGCCGCUCCCACCGGCGUCAAGGGCAAGGUCAUCGUCCCCGAGACCGUGACCACCACCCUGACCGGCCAGGACCAGAGCAAGCUCCUGGAGCAGUUCGGCGGUAAAUGGGACGAGUUCAAGUUCGCCCCAAUCCGCGAGAGCCAGGUCUCGCGCGCCAUGACCCGGCGCUACUUCCAGGACCUGGAUACCUACGCCGAGAGCGAUGUUGUCAUCGUCGGCGCCGGGUCCUGCGGUCUCAGCACGGCGUACGUGCUCGCUAAGGCGCGGCCGGAUCUGAAGAUUGCCAUUCUGGAGGCCUCGGUCUCGCCUGGUGGCGGUGCCUGGCUAGGCGGCCAGCUCUUCUCGGCCAUGGUCCUCCGCCGACCAGCCGACGCCUUCCUAACCGAACUAGGUGUCCCCUUCGAAGAGGAGCCCUCGAACCCGAACUUCGUGGUCGUCAAGCACGCGGCCCUGUUCACCUCGACGCUCCUGUCGAAGGUGCUGUCCUUCCCGAACGUCAAGCUCUUCAACGCCACCUGCGUCGAGGACCUGAUCACGCGACCGGACGUCGAUGGCUCCAUCCGUCUGGCCGGUGUGGUCGUCAACUGGACGCUCGUCACCUUGCACCACGACGACCACUCGUGCAUGGAUCCCAACACCAUCAACGCGCCGAUCAUCAUCAGCACCACGGGCCAUGAUGGCCCCUUUGGCGCUUUCUGUGCGAAGCGUCUUGUCUCCAUGAGCGCCAUUGAGAAGCUUGGCGGUAUGCGUGGUCUGGAUAUGAAUGCUGCUGAGGAUGCUAUUGUCAAGAACACCCGUGAGGUCGCCAAGGGUCUUAUUAUUGGCGGCAUGGAGCUGUCGGAGAUUGAUGGCUUUAACCGCAUGGGUCCGACUUUCGGGGCUAUGGCUAUGAGUGGUGUCAAGGCUGCUGAGGAGGCUUUGCGUGUCUUUGAGACGCGCAAGCGCGAGUGUGCUGAGUAG